ACGGAGUAUUUUUAAGGGCCCAGCCCCCUCCUUCUUUCUUUUCUUAUAAAAAUGGAUAAAGCACAAGUGACAAGCACAUUUAAACAAUUACUUCAAAAAAAGCACAAUAAAGCAUGUUUUGAUUGCAAUGCCAAGGGACCCACUUGGGCUUCUGUCACGUUAGGCAUCUUUAUCUGCCAAGACUGUGCUGCUGCUCAUCGUAAUCUCGGUGUUCAUAUCAGUUUUGUAAAGUCCACUCUAUUAGACUCAUGGACUCAACCCCAACUCGACAUGAUGAUACUGGGUGGUAACGCUAAAGCGCGUGAAGCAUUAGGCGAAACCGUCUUAAACUGUAAAGACUUGAAAUCAAAGUACACAAGUCAUGCCAGUCUCCUGUACAAGGAGAAACUACAAAGAAGGGUCCUUCACAAAGAAGACAACGUCCCAGAUACCAAUUUAAUUCAAUUAGACACGCCGCAACAACAACAACAACAGCCAUCGCUCAUUGAUUUCGACGAUACUCCACCCGUUCAUGUCGAACCUCCCACAACACAUGAUGUGGACGAUUUUGAUAUUUUCAAACCUCUAAAGACAACAACGACAACAACAUACACAGGCAAUUCCAUCUUUGAUGAAUUAGCACCUGAUACACAGAAAGAGACACCACCUUCAAUUUUUGACGAAUUAGCCGCUCAUACGCCACCUUCACCCAAAGGUAAUGCGGCGGUGGAUGAUUUUUUUGAUCAAUUUGAACAGGCCGUGAAACCCACCAAGCGUACGUUUAAACCCAAGACCAAUCAUCGUAGUAAAUUAGGUGCACGUAAAGUCCAAAGCAACGUAUUCCAACAACAAAGUCAAUUAGCGUUACAAGAAGAAAAGAUGCGAGAAGAAGGAAUGGAUGGAGAGAGUAUAGGACGAAACCAACGCAACCAAAUCAUGAAGAGCGAAGGGACGACGAUAGCGAUACCUAAAUUACAACCACCCACCUCAACACGAUUGAACUAUUAUGAAUCGAAUCGAGAUAAGGAUGAAAGUGUAAAGGAAACAGAGGAACGUUUAGGGAUGAUGUCACUUUCACUGAAUACAAGUAGUACACAGAAGAAGAAGAAGGAAGCAGUCGUCGUGGCAGAGGAGGAAGAUACGUUUGCGAGAGACAAGUUUGGAAAUGCCAAAGCCAUCUCCUCAGAUCAAUAUUUUGGACGACCUCAAGUGAACCCUAGUGGAAAACCGGAUCGAAAUUUUCAUCAACCAAAGAAAACACCCAUAAGUAAAAAGUUACUUCAAGCUGCAUCCAACAAGAUUCAAACCAUGUUGGCUGAUAUGGAGUAGUAAUUUUUGUUUGAAACUCAGAAAAGUGCUAUGGUUACAGGAAAUAAAUUCGAGACAACCCUUUUUUUUAUUGAUUAUCGUUAAUUCGAAAAAGAAAGAAACUCCUGCAAGCGCAUCUUCAUUUGUUGCUUGGUAGGAAAAUGUUAUUUGAGAUAAGAUUUUGAUACCGCAACAGUAUUAAAGCCUUGUACCAAAAAAAAAAAAAAAAAAAAAGCCUUGUAAACCAAUGAUGUCAAUAGCAGAACUGCUUUAAUAUCUUGCCUGAUAUGUCACUACCCUAUUCAGU
Messenger RNA from Mucor mucedo, 1594 nucleotides. RefSeq lists its product as uncharacterized. The transcript has 3 exons. The record is from RefSeq and is a predicted model, not a curated record. Bases 52 to 1308 code for a protein of 418 amino acids. Gene Ontology annotation, molecular function: GTPase activator activity. NCBI's taxonomy places the organism in Eukaryota, Fungi, Mucoromycota, Mucoromycetes, Mucorales, Mucoraceae. Gene Ontology annotation, biological process: COPI coating of Golgi vesicle.